Molecule: messenger RNA, 6345 nt
Organism: Oryzias melastigma (Indian medaka)
Lineage: Eukaryota; Metazoa; Chordata; Actinopteri; Beloniformes; Adrianichthyidae
Product: protein tyrosine phosphatase receptor type Z1
Exons: 31
Coding region: 506-5740 (1744 amino acids)
Biological process (GO): peptidyl-tyrosine dephosphorylation
Molecular function (GO): protein tyrosine phosphatase activity; protein binding
Source: RefSeq, a predicted model, not a curated record
CAUGGUGAGGCUGACAGAAAACAGACCAUGACAAAACUGAAGCACUGAAUCAUGACACCUGCCUGCACUUUUCUGAACACCUGUUUGUGUGUGGCGCUUUAGUUGACACUGUUUUUCGUGUCUGAUCUAUGCCAUAGCACCUUUAGAAUGUCACCUUUAACACCUUUACAGGGCAUUGAUUUAGAUGAUUGCAUCCCGAAGAGAUUUCCAUGUCAUGAACAGAUGAGGACUGCAGCCGCUCUAAGACCGGAUCACGGAGAGACAGGAGCUGCGGUCCGGUGUGGCCCCGGGCUGUGGGCGGCGCACCGCUCCGGUCUGACGGCUCCUCAGCCAGUCAGUCAGUCAGCCAGCGCGCGCGGAGCAGAGUAGCGGGCGCACCGUGACAAGAGCGACUCAGAGACAACCCGGAUCUUGAUGGGGCUGUAUAGGGUCUGAACAGGGAACCCUCCCCGCGCCCGCCCUAACUGUGACAGUUUGAUCCUCCAGGACUCUCUGCUCCUCCAACAUGGAGACUCCCCGCGGGUGCUGGCUGCUCCUCACAGCGCAGCUCCUUCUUGGCUGCCAACAAGCUGAGGCCUACACACACAGAAAUCCUCGCAAGUUCUCAGAGGACAUAGACUGGUCAUAUGCUGGUACAUUAAACCAAAACAACUGGGCUAAGAAGUUCCCAUCAUGCAGCAAUGCCAAGCAGUCUCCCAUCAACAUCGAUGAGAGCCUGAGCCAGGUCAAGCAGCAGUUCCAGAAGCUGACGAUGGACGGCUGGGAAGGCCUGACGGGAGACGGCACCGACAUGAAGAAUGAUGGCAAGACGGUGGCAAUAGAUGUGGAUGGAGACUUUUAUUUGAGUGGAGGGGGUCUAAGGUCAAAGUUUAAGGUGGGACGCAUCACAUUCCACUGGGGGCGCUGCAACACCUCCUCCGAGGGCUCUGAACACAGUCUGGAUGGAGUCAAGUACCCCCUUGAGAUGCAGAUCUUCUGCUAUGAUGACACCCAGUUCAUCUCCUUAGAUGAAUCCAUCAAGACCAGAGGCAGAAUCACAGCGCUCGCCGUUCUAAUCGAGACGAGACCCGAGGACAACAUGAACUUUGCUCCCAUCAUAGAUGGUGUCCUGAGCGUGAGCAGAUAUGGUAAAAAUGGAAGAGUGUCACCCUUCACCCUUCAAGGCCUCCUGCCAAACUCCACAGAAAAAUACUUCACCUACAACGGCUCCCUGACCACCCCGCCCUGCCUGGACACUGUGGAGUGGAUCGUCUUCAAGAAUCCGGCGGCCAUCUCUGAGCAGCAGCUGGAGGUGUUCUGUGAGGUGAUGACCAUGCAGCAGGCCGGCUACGUCAUGCUAAUGGACUACCUGCAGAACAACUACAGAGAACAGCAGGAGCAAUUCGUGGGUCAGGUGUUCUCCUCCUACACAGGGGUGGAAGAGAUCUCCACACCAGUCUGCAGCUGCGAGCCAGAGAACCUGCAGGCGACGCCACUGAACGUCAGCAGCGUGCUGGUGACGUGGGAGCGGCCUCGCGCCGUGUACGACUCCUUCAUCAACAUGUACUCCGUCACCUACAGACUGGCGGAUGAAGAAGACUCUGAGUUGUUCAGAUACUUGACUGAUGGCGAUCAGGAUGUGGGGGCCAUUCUGGAUGAUCUGUUAGCCAACAGAAGCUACGACGUUCAGGUGAUGGCCAUCUGCUCCAACGGCCAGAAAGGGCGAGUGAGCAACCUGCUGAGGGUCAUGGCGCCCCUGGAUUCUCCGGAAAACUCUCCUGAGCUGGAGUAUGAGGAGUAUGAGGAGGACCUGUUGAGAUCCGAGCUGUCCUGGAACGAACUUCACCAACCUAAGACUGAUGACUUACAUUGGGGUCCAUUGAGGAGCACCACUGCCUCGCCGCCGCUUCCUGAGAAUAAAGUCACAGCUGCAGCUCCAGAAAGCACCACAGACUCAGGUCAAGCGCCGCCUACUUCAGAGGACACGCCCCACCGACCACCAGAAAGCUCCACCCCUUCAUACACAGACGCCGAAACACUCGGUGUACGCCCCGACGACUCCUCUGAUGGAGGAACCCUGACCCCCCCAAGCUCUGCUGAUGGCUUGUGGUAUAUCACCGUGCCCCACGCAGGAGCUGCAGACACCUCCCCAUCAGCAUUUAUCCAUGGAUAUGGUGAUGGAGAUCUGUCCCCCAGAGCCACACUUGAACCCACAGAAGCUCCUCCUCCUUCUACCAGAACGAGGACUUCCAGCUCGCUCCCCGUGUCUGCUCCUGACUCUGUCUUGUUGCGAGGUGUUCUUUUGCAGCCCACACAGCUGCCAUCCAACGGUGAGCCGAGCUCUGUUUUUACCCCGUCCUCCUCUUCUGCCCCUCCCCUUCUGGAUCCAAGCCCCGCCCUCUCUACCCGCUUGCUUGACCCUUCCGUGCUGUGGGGUGUGUUUUCCGCCUCUGCUCUGGACUCCCAGCAUGCUGCUUCUGCACACCUCCCUAGCAAAGACCCGGCUCCUCCUUCAACCCUGUCUGCCUCCCCAACCCCACCCCACCCCGCUGACUUUAUGCACACCAGUGUUAGUACUGAUGAUAGUUUGCAGUCCUGGUCCUCGAGCGCCCCCUUGGUUUUUGGUGCCACUCCCCCCUUGGAGACGGUGCUAGAACUGUCCAGCACCCCGCCUGCCGAGUCCCUCUGGGACGUGUCCCUGCUCUCUCUGUCCCUCCAGCCUUCAGUCACUUUGUCUGGGAGUGCUUUUGCCGGGACUGCCGGCUUGUCCAGGUCUGUGCUGGGGGGGUUAGAGGACCCCAAGUACGCCACAGGAAGCACCGUAGAGUCCGUCUUCCCUGGGGUAGUCAGUGACAGCUUUGUGUUAGCGAGUGACGAGGACGCUCUGUGCAGCUGCUCCAUGGAACUGUCCGCCUCCUCGUCCUGGUUUCACGCCUCCUCUCAUGAACCUCUUCCGACCUCUGCACGGGGCUCUCCUACCUUGGGGCUUGACUCUGGUGCUGGCCCCCUCUCGGCCUCUGGUGUGGGUGUGGACGCCUCGGGUGGCCUGCUCUUCCAUGCUGCUGUCUCUCCCUCUCUAUCCUCCCAGUUUUUUCCUGCCUCCCACAGUGACCCGCCUGUUUCUGUUGCAGCGUCAGCCACAGCAGACUCUGGGCCUUCGGCGUCCGAGGAGAACGCUGCCAUCCCAACCUCCCCACCCCCGUCCUCCCCCUCUGCCUCCCUGUUAGAUCCCACCACAGACGGACUCGUGUUUGACUCCAGCAGCAGCGCCUCUGGCUCUGCCCACGGAUCCCUGGAGGGCAUAGAUCAGGAGUGGGACAGGGUCCAGAGUUCUGCCUCUGGGGAGGCUCCGCUCGAUUUUUCCCCUCAUGUCUUUAGCACGACCCCUCCCUCCCCGGAACUCGAUCAGACCCCCUAUGAUCUGGAAGAGCACUCCUCAGCAUUUUACUUUGACAGUGGAAGCGGCAGUGCCUUCCCCCCGGAGGUGGGGGGCACUGUGCCUCUCUCUGGCUCAGAGGUGACCCCAGCCCCACCCUGGUCCGUGGGGCUGGGGGAGGAGAGCGGCUCAGGGCAAGGCGAAAGCCUGUAUGACAAUGAGACGUCUUCUGACUUCAGUAUCUCUGAACACACAGACAGAGAGUUGGAGGAUGACGAGCCCAUAGCAGAUGCUAGCAACAGUAGCCAUGAAUCCAGGGUGGGCUCCAUCAGUGAAGCUCAGAGGAAGGCUGUGCUGCCUCUGGCUGUCAUCUCCACCCUCACCGUCCUCGCUCUGAUCGUCCUCAUCGGGAUUCUGGUUUACUGGAGAGUGUGUUUUCAGACGGCGCAUUUCUACAUCAAUGACACCUCAUCUGCCAGAGUCAUCACUGCACAGCCGUCUGCUGCGCCGCAGGAUGAAGAGCAAACAGCGCUUCCUCUGAAGGACUUUGUUGAGCACGUGGCUGAUCUUCACAGCAGUCAAGGCUUUCAGCGGGAGUUUGAGAUGCUGAAGGAGAGUUACGAGGAGGUGCAGGAAUGCACAGUCGACAUGGACAUGACCACGGACAGCGCCAACCUUCCUGAUAAUAAAGUCAAGAACAGAUACAGCAACAUCCUGGCCUAUGACCACAGCCGAGUGCGACUGUCACUGCAGGCUGAUAAAGAUGGAAAGACAACAGACUACAUCAAUGCCAACUUUGUGGAUGGUUUCCAGAAACCAGGUGCGUACAUUGCCGCUCAGGGCCCGGUGAAGUCCAGCACAGAAGACUUCUGGAGGAUGAUCUGGGAGAGAGACGUGCGCACCAUCGUUAUGAUCACAAACCUGGUGGAGAAAGGACGAAGGAAGUGUGACCAGUACUGGCCCCUGGAGAUGCAGGAGGAGUAUGGAAACUUCUUGGUAACACUGAAGAGCAGCAGAGUUUUGGCCUUCCACACUGUGAGGACCUUCUCAGUGUGGAACAGCCUAGGCAAAAAGGGCUCUCAGAAGGGGCGUGGCAAAGAACGAAUAAUAACACAGUACCAUUACACCCAGUGGCCAGACAUGGGCGUCCCAGAAUUCACUCUGCCUCUGCUCAGCUUCAUCCGCAAGUCCUCCAGAGCGGGGCAGGAGGGGCCGGGCCCCAUGCUGGUGCACUGCAGCGCUGGGGUAGGCCGCACAGGAACGUACAUCGCUCUGGACAGCAUGCUGAAGCAGAUCCAGAAGGAAGACAGAGUCAAUAUCACAGGCUUCCUCAAACAUAUCCGCACUCAGAGAAACCACCUGGUUCAGACUAAGGAACAGUACAUCUUCAUCCAUGACGCCCUGGUGGAGGCCAUCCUGUCUGGAGAGACAGAGGUGGCUGCGGCUCACCUGCACAGGUACGUGGGUGAACUGCUCACCCCGGGACCUUCUGGGAAGACACGUCUGGACAAACAGUUUGAGCUGCUCUGUCAGCCUGAGGUCCAGCGGAGUGAACUUUCUUCAGCUCUGCAGGAGUCCAGCAGGAACAGGAGCACUUCAGUCAUUCCAGUUGGGAGGUCGAGAGUGUGUCUCUCCACUGCAGCAGGAGAAACCUCAGACUACAUAAAUGCAUCCUACAUUUCUGGUCACAGGUUGAGGAACGAGUUCAUAAUUACCCAGCACCCUUUGCCAGGCACCAUCAGGGACUUCUGGAGGAUGGUGUGGGAUCACAACGCUCCAGUCAUUGUGUCUCUGCCUGGGCCAAAGGCAGAGGAGGAGGAGGAGCUUUGUGCCUUCUGGCCCACCAAAGGACAACCCUUAAACUAUGGGGUGUUCACGGUGUCUCACAGGAGUGAGAAUCAUGUCUGUCUGUCCAAUGAAGACAUACUGGUGGUCCAGGACUACACGCUGGAAGCCACGCAGGACGACUAUGUUCUGGAAGUAAGACAUUACCAGGCUGCCUGCUGGCCAAACCCAAACACUUCUAUCAGCCAGACGUUUGAGCUCCUCCGUCUGGUGAAAGAGGAAAACUCUUUGAAGGACGGUCCAAUCAUCAUCCAUGAUGAUGUGGGUGGGGUCACAGCAGGAACGUUCUGCGCUCUGUCCUCUCUGAUGCAUCAACUGGAGGUUGAAGAUACCGUCGAUGUGUUCCAAGCGGCCAAAAUGAUAAACCUCAUGAGACCAGGAGUCUUCAGCAACAUCGAUCAGUUCCAGUUUCUGUACAAAGCCAUGCUCAGCCUCGUUGGAACUCAAGAAGACCAGAAGACCUUCCAGUCCUCCAACAGCAAUGGGACCAUUGUGGUGGGCGCUGCCAGCACCGCCGAAAGCCUUGAGUCUCUGGUGUAGCAGCCUCUCCUGAAAACAAGGGACACUCACAAAAUACAUUCCUUCUUCCUCCAGACGGCAGAGCUGUGCUGCGUCUCAGUGCAGAAGUCUGGAUUCUGGAUGGGGAGAGGCGUUUGUCUUUCCUCUUUGCCGAAUUUGGAAUCUGUAUUUUUCAUAUUUUGUGCCUUCUGUAUGUUUGAUGCUGUCCUUCUAACUUUGAAACGAGCCCUAGAUUAACGUCAGCAGCCUUCGGCUGUGUUUGGAUGGAAAUAUUUCUUCCUAAAAUCCUUUAUUUAUUGGGAAAAAGAGAAGCGCUGCAUCUUUUUGCAUAAAUAUUUUGUUAGUUUGUCUUUUAUAGAGCUUUUGCACUGAACUUGAUGAAAACCAUGUAACCAUUGUAGGAUCUAAUAAUAAUAUUCUAAUGUAAAUAAUAUUAUGGUAAUCACCUCAAUGGACCAAAUUUCUAUUUAUCAGUUAGAUUUUUAUAUCCAAACUAUUUUAGUGCAUAACCUGAUUUGACUCUGCUUAGCUGGGAAGCUUCUCUAACCUGUUCUGUAACAGACUAAAGUCAUGAAAUGUAGCUGCCUGUGAAACCAGGAGGAUUAAAUCUGUGACAGAGCGCUGGA